This is a messenger RNA of Adineta ricciae, 1158 nucleotides long. The record is from the annotation of a GenBank genome assembly. Lineage: Eukaryota; Metazoa; Rotifera; Eurotatoria; Adinetida; Adinetidae.
AUGGAAACAACAAAAUUCGUGCUAUGUUUUAUUCUUUUGGUUCAUACACAAGUUUCAAGUACCGAGCUUGAUAAUGCCUUGGAAUCUUUUAUUGCAUCAACUAUGAGCAAAAGUUCUGGCAAAUCAAAUACAGAUGCAAUUCAAAAUCUAUUCAAUUUAUACAACAAACAAUAUAAUCGAAAAAUUCGAACAACAAAUGAAGAGAAACUUCGUUUGGAUUCAUUUAAUAAAACAUUAAAUAUGCUAAUCGAACAUCGUCGACAAGGUGAUAAAACAUAUACUCUCGGUCUCAAUAAUCAUUCUGACUGGACACUGGAUGAACUGAUGAAACUGAACGGUGCUCGAAUACCUGAAGGUAAAGUUCCAACAACAAAUGCCAAAGCAGGUGAACGCAUGAUGACAUGGGAUGGAAAGGUCGCAACUAGUAGAGCAAGUCUUCCAACAUGGUAUGACUAUACAAUGGUAGUAGCUUCAGGAACUAAAAUCCCCGUGAUUCAGUCAAUUAAAAAUCAACAAGCAUGCGGAAGUUGCUAUGCAUUUGCAACUAUUUGUUUACUUGAAUUUCAAUAUGUUGUUCAGACGAAGUCUACUCUAAUUUUAAGUGAACAACAGGUAGUAGACUGUUCAAAAAGCACUUCUGGUUGUAAUGGAGGCAACUUUAUUAAUACAUUCAACUAUAUACAGAGUAAUAGUUGGCAAGUGAAUACUGCAUCGUAUUAUCCUUAUAAGAACGUCGCAGGUAAAUGUUUAUUUAAAGCUACUGCUCCUGGAGUGCGAUUUAGUCCACUUCUUUACAAUACUGUUUCAUCAAAUAAUGUCGUUGGUAUGCAACAAGCUUUAAUUUAUUAUGGACCUUUAUAUGUGGCAUUUUUUGCUGGUUCUAAUUCGUCCCCUACAUAUAUAUCGAUCUUAAAUAAAUUUUCAUCUUAUCAAGGUGGAAUUUGGCAACCUAAUGGAUGUCCAACAUCAUCGAGCACGAGAAAUCAUGCUGUUGUUAUCGUUGGUUAUGGAGUAGAUACGGUAACAAAUAUUCCUUACUGGAAAGUAAGAAAUAGCUGGGGAAACACUUGGGGUGAAGCGGGCUAUUUUCGAAUCCGACGUGGUGUCAAUAUGUGCGGAAUCGAAUCCGAUGCAUAUUACAUUGCAAAACGAGCUUAA